GCUGGGCGGCGGUUGAGAGGGCGGUGCCAGGAGGCGUAGGUGACGGUCCCCAGGCGCUGGAGUUUCUGAGUGAACGUGGUGCAUUUGUAAACGCCAGAAGGGCGACCGGCGGAGCCAGGAGCCGGGGCGCUGCAGGGCGGCGGCCAUCUCCACGGGAAGUUAACCUCUCCGGUGAAGUCCACCCAGCGAUUCCGAGGUGAGGCGCCAAGCCUGACCCCGCCAAUAUGAAGGCAAAUCAUGUUCAGACCCAGGCGAAGUUUCCUGCUGACCGAGGCUCUCACCGGCACGUUGUCCUUUACUGUCCUCCUGAGGGUGUCUGGAGCUUCAGUGCUGUGUGCUCUCCACCUCCAUGCUGGGGCACCACCGACUCCCACUGUCCAGGGCUUCCAGUGGACUCUCUGAGGCACUGAUGUAGAAUCUUCCCCAUUCGGUGCACCAAGAGCAGCCUCACAUGGUGUGCGCUGACAUGAAGAGCUGCCAGAUCCAACAGAAAUUGGGUUGGUAACAUUGAAGAGACACUUCUCACCUGCCUGAAAUGCCCUACAUUAUCUUCUUCAAGUUGCAUGGGCUCUGGAGCAGCCCUUUCAAUGCUCCCAUAAAGCAGCCAGUGAAUGACAGCUGACCCAGUAUAAAGACCAGGACUAUAGAACUGUGAUAAAGCGUUUGUCCAAGGAAAGGGGCUUUUACUGUUUUUGUUUUCACGGUGGAAAUGGCUAUUUUUCAUCUAAAGUUUUCAGAAUGGCAGCAGCGAGCUUCGGGAGGGAGCCUCAGCCGAGUCUACACACUGGAAUCCCAGAGCUGAGGGAACAGGUGGAAGAAAGAAAGUCAGCAGGUUUAGGGGAUGAGAAUAAUCCACAAAGGACAAGCCAUUGGGAGCCUUGGGAGGAGCCUGAAUCACUGAUGGAAUUGGACAGUGCAUGGAGACGGUUGAGCAGGACGAAGCAGGCCGUUACCUGGGACUCUGGCCACUAUCUCCCACACUCUUGUCAGAGUCUGAGCUACAGGCUGCGCCUUCAGCUCCCAGCUGAAGCAUUGCGAACCUUGUUUUUGCGGUUAAGGACCUUAAGGUGCUGUGUGGAUCAAGUUCUUCUCAACAUCCCUGGCUGUACCUGUGGUGUCCCAAAUGUCAGCAUGGCAACAUCUGGCAGGACUUGUUCCACGAAAACCACAGAGGUGAACUUUCCACAUACCAUCGAGAAUUCCUACUCCCAGCAGGAAGAGACCAAACCGAAUUUCAGAGCCAGCAAAAAUAGACUUCUUCUGAGCCAGGUUGCCUACUUCCAGAACUAUCAGCUGAAGACAUACAAAGAUCGAAAAGAUCACGAUAAAGAGCAGAAAUACAGAGAGAGCAAAAAUAAACUUCUUAUGAGUCAAGUGGCCUACUACCUGGCCUGUCGGCUGAAGAUGAAAGUCCCUGGCUUUCUGUGUUGUGCCCCAAAUGUCAACAUGGUGGCAUCUGGCAGGUCUCCUUCCAGAAAAAGCACAGAAGUGAACAUUCCAGAAGUCAAUGAGCAAUCCUGCUCCCAACAGGAAGAAAACCAACUGAAUGUCGGAGCCAACAAAAAUAGACUUAUUAUGAGGCAGGUGGCGUACUUGCUGAACUACCGGCUGAAGAUAUACGGUAAGUUCUAUAGGUUGACCACCACGAAAGUGAUAAAUGAUGUCCUGUGUUGUCUUGAGUGACUAACGAUUCUCUUCAUCAAAUUUAAUUUUUUCUGCCCAUACUUGCAAACAAUAGAAAUGGGUAUUUUAACAUUUUGGUAAAGAUGGAAGACAGAGGCCAAAGUGUUUAGUAACUUUUCCACAUCUGCAGUAAGGUGGGUGUGGGACU
This is a messenger RNA of Cebus imitator (Panamanian white-faced capuchin), 1831 nucleotides long. RefSeq lists its product as uncharacterized. The record is from RefSeq and is a predicted model, not a curated record. The transcript is spliced from 10 exons. Lineage: Eukaryota; Metazoa; Chordata; Mammalia; Primates; Cebidae. Bases 739 to 1683 code for a protein of 314 amino acids.